AUGGAGUUUUACUACAUAUUCAACGUUGCGCGCGGGCAUCGAUUUCAUGUCGAAGUUUUGCCGCAAUGGAAAGUACGCCAGUUACAAGAAAAUAUAGCUCAUUUAACGGGGAUACGUGUCGAUGAUCAGGUUCUUUUGAAAGGAUGCGGAGAAAUUCUGGAUAGCGAAAGUCUAAUCCAGUGCAGCCCUAGUGAAAAUAAUGCAGAUUCACCUGUAUAUCUUUUUCAACGAAGUAGCCGUUCGGAAAGAGAGGAUAAUCGACAUUGGGAUCAAGAAAUCAACGAAAUUACAAGUAUUAUAGAUGUUUCCAUUGAAAAUGCGUGUAGCUCUGAACGGGAUCCUGACCUUCAUCGUGCUUAUCUCAAUAUUCCUUUACGAGCUAGAGAGUGCCGAAAUGCAUCGCAAAGUGCCAUCCAUGCUUGUGCUCGUUUCGUUGAAGAACAUCGUUUGAUUCAUCAGGGAUGGAUGGCUCUUGUGAAUAAUAUGGACGAUUCCGUUGUGCGUCUGAAGAGGAGGGCAGCUCGUUUUCAGCAUCAAGUCGAUAAGGUCAGGUUUUUCUACUUCUUCUGA
This is a messenger RNA of Cylicostephanus goldi, 570 nucleotides long. NCBI's taxonomy places the organism in Eukaryota, Metazoa, Nematoda, Chromadorea, Rhabditida, Strongylidae. The record is from the annotation of a GenBank genome assembly.